Molecule: messenger RNA, 2653 nt
Organism: Salvelinus sp. IW2-2015
Lineage: Eukaryota; Metazoa; Chordata; Actinopteri; Salmoniformes; Salmonidae
Biological process (GO): regulation of cellular localization; establishment or maintenance of cell polarity; centrosome cycle
Cellular component (GO): cell cortex; nucleus; apical plasma membrane
Molecular function (GO): protein binding
Source: RefSeq, a predicted model, not a curated record
AUGCUCCUGCUGGAGAGGGCUCGGUUAAAAGCCCGCUUCAAUCACGCCAAAGGGGAACGCCCUCAAACCCGCCGCUCCCAUUCUGCACAGAGAUACAACCCUGGGAUACAUUCACAGCAAAUGUGUUUAGUGUGUUUCCCUGUUUUAUCCAGCAGGAGGCAGCCGUCUGGGAUUGAUUCAGCACUGGUCCAAAAGGCUGUGGCUGUUAAACCCAAGGAAGAGCUGACAGCCCCUCCCUCAUCAGGUCCGCUCCUGGUCCCACAAAGCAGAGACCUCUCCCCUGGGGGGCAUAAUCGUCGGUAUGGUAACUCACCCACGAGGGUGCGGUUUGAGGAUGAAUCAGAGAAGGAGGCAGAGUCUCGCUACCUGGAUCGGGUGAGGGAGCGUGGGCGGGCCACGGGACAGAAAUCCAAGGGCACUCUGGAAAAGAAGGCGGAGUCUAGCAUAAGCAUUACAGGCCUUACUCCAAGACUGGAGGACGUUGGUUUCACGAACGCUGCUUCUACCCAGGUAACGGAGGUAGUGGUGGUGUUGAGGAAAUGUGAGGCUUGUGGAUCCAUUCUUAGGGAUCCUCCAGUACCCGAACCAGAGACUGCUCUUCCCCAGUCCGGCAACGCGGAGGAGAAUCAAAGCAGGAAGGUCUCUCGCUGGGGCCCCCCAGCCCAAUCAGACGGGAUCCCCCAACCAGAUCAGCCCAGCAGCAUCCACCCCAAAGCGGCAGGGGUCACCUUCGGUGAGGUCCUGAUUCUGGGAGAGGAUACAGAGGGCGGGGCCGGGGGUGGAGUGGGGGAGAAGUCCUCCGGUUUCGGGAAGUUGAGGAGGCGCAGCAGGAAGGGAGAGAGCCGGCUGAAACGGGUCGGCUCGGGACAUGGCCCCUAUGGUGCCUCGUGGGCCCACCGUCGAAACUCAAAUCCCAGAAACAGGGUCAACGUGUGCAGGCGAGCCGUCACCUUUGCUCUAGGCAGUCCUGUAGCUCUGGACCGCCCUCUGGUGGGAGCCUCCGGAAACAGCAGUCCCAAGAAUAGUGACGCCCCCACCCCGCCACUGCCCAUUAAGUCAGCUCUGAAGUCAGGCUGCAAGAGCAGGGUAAGUGGGCAGCGUGUGGUAAAGCUCCUGCCCUCGGUUCAGUAUCACCUCAUCAACCUGGAUGAGGGGGCAGGGGGAAGCCCACAGCAUGACCUCAUCACCACAGAGCAUCAUGGGGAUGGUCCUAUCUCUGCCCCACCAGGGUCUCCCCCUAGCGCCGCCUUAGUCCCCUGCAUCCGACCGUCGUCCCUCAGGUACUCCCCUGCAAGGAUCACCCCUGACCUCCCCCCUGCGGAACUCUGGGAAACUGCUGCAGAUGGAGCUGGUCUGGCGCUGAGCGGAGACAUGAGUCGAGAUCUGCUGGUGGCUCUUCCAGAGUGCCGCCCUGCGCUGCGCUGCUUGGGCGUGUCCCGAGCAGAGGACCUGAGGGCAGAGUUACUGAGAGCGGAGCACCUGAAGGCAGAGGCUCAGUGGGAGGAUGGCCAAGAGGGGGCUCGGAGGUCUAUGGCAGAGCGGGACGGCAGACCCAAGCUAUCUCUGCGACGGUUCUUCUCCUCCAUCGGGCUGCACAGUGUGGGCAGGCUGGUGAAGGGAGGGCGCUCCAGCAGCAUGGAACAGCUCAGCAUCUCAGCGCCGCGGGCCAGCUCCGCCUCACCCAGCCCCACCCACAGCCCUCACACCAACACCCGCCUGCAGAGGACCCCCUCACUACAGGCCCUGCACACAGUGUCCCCACUGGCCCAGCUUCGGAAAGCCUCCUCUGUGCAGAGUCUGGAGAGGAGAGUGGAGCGUUCUACCAUUCUGGGAGAGGUGUCCGUGCCUAACAGCCUGGCACCCAGGAUGAUCCAGAGAGCCCUGAGCGUGGAAGAUAUGUUAGCCCCUCGGGUGGUGCGUCCCAUAGGUCCAAUGGGUAGGGUCGUCCAGGCCUUCCCUGAUGGGACCCUCUGGUUGGAGCUCACCAGACCCCCUAACGGCCCUUUUGGGUUCGUCAUCUCUCGAGGCAAAGGUCGACCGGUCACAGGUGUGUACGUGGAGCAGGUAGGGGAUGGUACUGAGGAGGGCCUGUACUCUGGGCUCCUGGGUGUUGGGGAUGAGAUUCUGGAGGUGAACGGGGAGACAGUGGCUGGACUGACCCUGGAUCUGGUGACACGCCUCAUGACCCGUGACAGCACUGCCUCUAUCCGUGUCCUGCCGCACCGUCGGAACCAUCGCUGAGCAAUGGAAUAUUCCAUUAUCCAUUUCAAUGAAAAAACACACUGGAUACUGCGCCAUGAUGAUGUCAUGAUGAAAACUUGAGAAUGGAAAUAGACCUAAAGAGAUAUUUUUAACUCAGGGAGAACAAAAGGAAGGACAUAAUACAUCUCCUUUUCUAUUAUUAGGCCUAAUCUUUGCAGAUUCAGGCAAAUGUUUGUGAAUCAAAACAGAUAAAACUAAGUAUAAAGAGAAUGUUGCACUGAAGAUGCAAGUGAGAUGAUCUACAGUGCCUUCAGAAAGUAUUCAUACCUCUUGACUUAUUCCACAUGUUGUUGCUGCAGCCUAAAUUCCAAAUGGUUUAUAUUGAUUUUAUUUUCUCACCCAUCUACACACAAUACCCCAUAAUGACAAAGUGAAAUCAUGUUUUUAGAAA